Molecule: messenger RNA, 1526 nt
Organism: Anopheles cruzii
Lineage: Eukaryota; Metazoa; Arthropoda; Insecta; Diptera; Culicidae
Product: alpha-taxilin
Exons: 5
Coding region: 81-1358 (425 amino acids)
Molecular function (GO): syntaxin binding
Source: RefSeq, a predicted model, not a curated record
CCGGUCGAUCGUGCAGUCGGGAAAACGGAACAUCUGUCGUUUGUCUCGUCUUGUUUUGUAAGCCAAAGUUCAGCGAUCGUAUGGAAGACCUUGUGAGCAAACCGACCAUGGAACUGUCCAACGGGGAACCGCGCAGUAACGCCGAAGCCAAGAAGCUGCUGCGCGAGGACAAACAGCGCGAAGCGAAGGUUGAGGAGCAGCUGGCCAAAGCGCUCAGCGGGAUGACGGUGGACGAGAAGUACGCGGUCGUCUACAAGCGGUUGGUGGAAUCGGAGAAGGAAAACCGUCGGCUUCAGGCGCUCCACAAGCAGUACGACCGCACGCUGGAAGCUUCGAAGCGAGAAAAAGAAAACCUCAUCCUCGAGCACGACAAGGUGGCGAUGACCAAGACUAAACUGGAAGCACUCUGCCGGGAGCUGCAGCGCCAGAAUAAGACCAUUAAAGAGGACAGCCUGGCCCAGAUACAGCAGGAGGAGGAUCGACGCAAACAGACGCAGGACAAGUUUCAGCAGUCGCUCAACGAGAUCCAGGAUGUGAUGAAUGAGAACAAUGAAAAAAAUCUUAAACUAAAAGAGGACAACAUGGAAAUGGCCAAAAAGUUUAAGGUGAUCCUGGAGCAGUACGAAAAGCGCGACGAGCAAAUGGACAAGAUGAGCAAACAGAUGGAACUGGUGACGCAGUUGAGUGACGCGAAGCUGGCCAAAAUGUCGAUGGAAUCCACCACACAAAAGGAACAAUUUCUGGCCGAAAAGAAGAUUAUGCUGACGGAGCUGCAUACGGUGAAGAAGCAGCUCGCCGAGCUGCAUGCCGUCGAGGGGCACCUAAGGGGCCAGGUCAACAUGUACUCCGACAAGUACGGCGAGUUCCAGGAUUCGCUGAAGAAAAGCAAAACCAUCUACGAAGGCUACCAGGAGGACAUGAAAAAGAUGUCGAAGAAAAUGAAGACACUGGAAAAGGAAACGAUGGCGUGGAAGGCACGCUGGGAAUCGAGCAACGCCACCGUGCAGAAGAUGCUGGACGAUCAGAUCGAUCGCGAAAAGCAGUUCACGAAAACGGCCCGUCAGCUGUCGCAGUUGCAGAAACUGUGCCGCACCCUGCAGGCCGAGCGGGCCACCUACCUGGCGGCGCUGAAGGAAGCGAACGUUGCGCUACCGUCAGCGGCACCCGAGGCGGAACAUUCGGACGAAACGGCCCCCGGAAAGGAGGUCGUUCCGGACCAGCGUUCGCCACAGCCCAAGGGCAGCCCAAGGGAGGAGGUACAAACCAGUGAGGACAAUCAGGUGGUGAACGGUCAACCGGCAGCGGCCGAAACAUCCGAGUCCGGGGCAGAACAGCAGACAACGGCUACAGAAACGUAGUCCCUCACGGAGGAGCCACCGUCCCCCAUCCGGCCCGUUUUUCCAUCUAGUCUCGGACACAUUUCUAACCCGUAUAUCUUCUCUCAGAAUAGGCUUUUCCUUCUGUUUAAUUUAUUGCACUCUGCACUUGCUAUUUAACGUCCUGUCCGCUCGAAUGGUCUGAGCGUC